Molecule: messenger RNA, 870 nt
Organism: Cylindrotheca closterium
Lineage: Eukaryota; Bacillariophyta; Bacillariophyceae; Bacillariales; Bacillariaceae
Source: the annotation of a GenBank genome assembly
AUGGAAGGUUGGACACUGUACGGUGAUGAAAGCAUGUUGACAUUGGAGAGAGAGGGCGUGAUGUUGCGAUUUGAUAUCAAAAUCCCAACCUGUGAUGGAAUGGUUUUCGGAAUCUACAUCAAACCUCUGACAAAUGAUGACGUAAUCAAACACGUCAUGAAUCACAUGCCAGGGGAAGACUAUACAGCCCGUACGGACAAGGACCCGUUAGGAUGCGGGAUGGCCCUCACCCAAAUCCCACCUAUGAAGAGUCAAGAUACUACAUCCCAAGUGCGUAAAGGAGAGAAAGCCAAACAACUUGGAGACUGUCAAGUCUCUGAAGCUGCUGAGGGAGAGACUUCUGGUGCAGCAUCUUCAGAAACUUCAGACUGGGUUGACAAGAUUGACAAGAUUGACGAUAAAAAUGAAGAAGAAGAACAAGAAACAAAGAUUGACAACUGUUUGAUUGUUGAUAAAGAAAAGCUCACAAUGAGCAAUCAUGAAGAAGAGCUUGAGAUGAGCAACAAACUUGCGAUGAAUGAUGUAGAGAAAAUGAGUGAUAAAGAUAAAAUGAGAGACAAAGAGAAAGAGCUCGCGAUAAGCAAAGAAGAUCUUGUUACUCCAAGAAGUAAGAAAGAAAAUAUGAAGAAAUCUGAAGUCGGAAAGUUGUUUCAUGUGAAGAAGUGGACCCGAUCGGAACUGUUUAACUCUGAGAGAGAGUACUGCUUGAGAAAGAUGAGAGCAAAUGUCUGUGAUGGGCAUGAUGAAAACCUCUUUGUGAUUGAAGGAUGGAGUGAUUCCAAAUAUGACAAGAAUGCAAUGCAACAAAGUAUCUGUUGGAAAUCGGUUCUGGCGGACAUCAGACUGCUUGUCUUCGUCCAAACCGAUUGA